UGAAGUUUCUAGAUAACAGUAAGAAAGCGGACUCUCAUUUCGUAGGUAAAAUAAGAUUAUAUUAAGGGUAUUUGCAAUCAAGUCCAUUGUUAGUGAGAAACAAAUAAAUCAUAUACUUGUUUUGGAGUUUGAUUCGUAGCUUUAUUUCAUCUAAGUACACUGUGUUAUAACGUAGUACGAAACAUGUCAUACUCACGAAUAGCGUCUACCUCUCUGUCAAACAGUCAGGUUGUUACCUCUUUUGAGGUCAAAAAGAAAGAAUUAAGAGAGAGGAAAAUCCAACCGAGAAGGAAAACUGCGCCCAUUGUAAUGUUCUCCGCUGCGGUUGCAUUAGAGGACAGAGAGAGCCCAAGUCGCGCGGGGGAUGACCUUGGGUCAAUUCGAACAACUCGAGGAAGUAGUUUCAGAAGAAGCAGAGUUAGGUCCACAAAAGAGUCUGUCCAUCGAACACAGUCUAUGAGGACGAGUAGUAGGCCGCAUUCCUUAGAUCCUGCCAACAGAUCUCGCCAGCGGGUAGCGAGUGUCCCAAGAGAUAAUAUUACUAAAAGAUCUUCCUCCACUCAUUCCCUACCGCUUGCUGGGGAAGAAGGGGAUUAUCAGAGGCUCCGUAACUUCUCUAUUACACCGAAAGGCUUGAUUAACAGAGGUGACUCCUUCCGUUCCAAAUCACACAGUUCUCAGAGCGUGUCGUCUUCCGGGUCACAGUUACCUACUGCAGAAACCUCGGGGGAAGCCCACGAAGUACCUUCCCACUCAACCGUCAGGUAUCGGGUCGUAGUCCUUGGUUGUCCUGAAGUUGGAAAAUCGUGUCUUAUUACCCAGUUCACAACAUCAGAAUACAUCUGUGCUUACGAUGCUUCUUCAGAUGAACAAGAUGAUAAACUGGUGACAGUAGUGCUGAACAGGGAGGAGUCUGAACUGUUGUUUGUUGAAUACACUCUUUCCACAAAACCAGAUUCUUCACAACCAGUAGAAACAAUAAUGGACAACGCUGAUGCCUUCGUUGUCGUAUAUUCGUCUUGUGACAAAACAAGCUUUCGCAGGGCGCGAGAUACGUUACUGAGAAUGAGCAACACAAAAGAAAAAAGUUCAAAGGCUAUCAUCUUGGUAGGCAACAAAACAGAUCUAGCUCGGCUGAGGGUGGUGAAUACAAAAGAUGGUAAAGCCUUAGCCACAUCCAUUGGUUGUAAGUUCAUUGAGACUUCCGCAGGAAUUAACCACAACGUUGAUGAACUCUUGGUUGGGAUUGUAAGUCAGAUUCGAUUGAAGGAUCAGCGACUAGAAAGAGAUAGGGAAUCGGUCACUUUAGCCACUCCAGCAUUAGGGACUCCUUGCAAGGCCAAAGUUCUUAUUAGAAAACUGUUAGAAAAAACAGUCAUAAAGUCCAAGUCCUGUAAUAACCUACAUGUGUUGUAGAAUCGAAUCAAUUUUAAAUCAGUGUAGAAUUGAAGGUUAUAAUUUUCAGGAUCUCUAAAGCUAAAUCAGGCGUUCUUCUAGGUUAAGCCUUAUUCUUUCGGGAUUUCGAAAACUCCAGAUUUUGCUCAUAGCCUCAGGUCAAUCAAAACCACUUCAUUUUAUUAUUUAUUAAAAUUGUAAUAAAUUAAACGAUAACAUAACACAUUGGAAGUUAUCGCAGGUAAACAGUCAGAGCAUUGUUUAAUACACUAAAUUAUGAAAAUGGGGUUUAAUUUGAGUUUAGCAUGAUUUUAUGACGUGUUAAGCCUACAAUAAAACAAAAAGUUAUAAGUGUUUUUAAUUUUUGGAUAGGGAACAUUAUCGUAAACAAUAAUAAUAAAAGAUUUGUAUACAUAUGCAUAACGUAAAAAUGUUGCGCUAGUUGAUGGACCAUCUUUUAACCUUAGCAAAUUUUGUCGGCAUUAUCACAUUUUUACAUCUUUUAAUUGAAGUAUGUUCAUAUAUAUAUAUAUAUAAUUAUUUCUAUAUUAAAAUGGUAAAGAAGCAACACGUAUAUUAAUUGAACACUGCUAAACUAAACUGAACACAUUUCUAUUGUAUAUUCGUGUAUAUAGGACAAUAUGUGGAUUUAUAUGUUAAUAGUUAUAUUUGAAUGACACCAGAUGUUUCUAUAUUUUAUUCCACUUCUUUUCCAUUUUUUUACCUUACAUGUGAUGUGACUUCUAUUGUGCUUUAAAUUAUACGUGAAUAUAAAAGUAUACAUUAAAAAUAUCUGUUGCUUUUCUACUGUAUUUAUUUCGCGUGACUAUAAAUGUUUCAUUCAAACGAAUGCUCAUUUCAGAGGGUUCUUGAUUAACAAAUAUACAUAAAAUUAUUUUAUAACAUGUAUAUGAAUAAUAUAUAUGCUUUCUUGAAAUUAUUUUAUUGUUUUUUUUUCUUUGUACGACUUAUUUACUCGACGAUUACUGGCUAAGGAACUCAUUUAGCUAUUUUGUAAAAUAAUGGUUUGAUUUUUUAAUCUCACCGGGAGAAAAACAAAUCGUGGAAUAUGUUUUACUUGUAUCUCCAUCAAUUUGUAGUUUUGUAGUUAUUUACUAGAAUUUCCAGUUUGUAUGUGUUGUUCAAAUAUUAUUUUUUUUAAUUGAAGUGGUCUGGGAUUUGAAAACUCUUUUACGAAAAGUAGAAAUAUUAGUUUUCAAAUUUUACUUGUGACGGUGCUGAUUAUAGGUGUUAAAUGUCGAAAUCUUCAUUAAUCUUCGCUAAUAUUUGCAGAUACUUCCAAAAUUAAAAGUUUUGUUUUUAGCAGCUUUAGUACUUUAAUAGAGAAUGAUAAAUUAAAUAUUAUUUGAAAUUUUGUAAUCAGAAACACCGCGCAUGUAACUUCA
Molecule: messenger RNA, 2801 nt
Organism: Limulus polyphemus (Atlantic horseshoe crab)
Lineage: Eukaryota; Metazoa; Arthropoda; Merostomata; Xiphosura; Limulidae
Product: GTP-binding protein REM 1-like
Exons: 4
Coding region: 184-1416 (410 amino acids)
Cellular component (GO): plasma membrane
Molecular function (GO): calcium channel regulator activity; GTP binding; GTPase activity
Source: RefSeq, a predicted model, not a curated record